Molecule: messenger RNA, 447 nt
Organism: Kuraishia capsulata CBS 1993
Lineage: Eukaryota; Fungi; Ascomycota; Pichiomycetes; Pichiales; Pichiaceae
Exons: 1
Coding region: 1-447 (148 amino acids)
Biological process (GO): Mo-molybdopterin cofactor biosynthetic process
Source: RefSeq, a predicted model, not a curated record
AUGGUGGACAUUCACGAGAAAGACAUCACUCACCGGCGUGCAGUGGCAGUUGGCAAAAUCCGGUUCUCUAAUGAACAUGUCGUAGGGCUAAUUCAGUCCAACGGCAAUAAGAAGGGAGACGUUUUCAGUGUUGCGCGCGUGGCGGGAAUAAUGGGUGUCAAGCGGUGUUCCGACUUGAUACCUCUAUGCCAUCCGCUUCAAAUCACCAAAGUCAAGGUGGAACUUGAGCUCAAUGCUGAUGAUAACUCGGCCACUUGUACCUGCCAGGUUGAAUGCACAGGUAAGACAGGCGUGGAGAUGGAAGCCAUGACAGGUGUAACAGUGGCACUUUUGACAGUCUACGACAUGUGCAAGGCUGUUGAUAAGUAUAUGGUGAUUGACGGAGUCCGAGUGGAGCAUAAAAGCGGCGGAAAGUCAGGGACAUUUGACCUUUCUGAUAGAAAGUGA